AUGUCAGUGAUUGGACGUCUUACAGUUGUACAUGAGACCUCCGUGUCUGAUAUACUUGUUAUUGACGGUCGUCUGAGCGCAUUCCAAAAUUUUGAUCAUGUAGACCAAUGCACAGCGGAAUGCUCCCUCGAGUCACAAUGCGUAUCUCUUGCAUUUUCCCCCGCAACUGGAAGCUGUCAACUCUACAAGUAUGACGUUGCUAACUUUACAGUCGAUGUCAUAACACAAAAGCAAACUAUAUUUUUCAAAGUUGUUUGCGAGCGUCAUGAUUACACGUACAUACGCCCAUUAAACGUGUGCAUGAAGAUGUACCAUGACGAACGAACAUCCGACGAGUCACGUGACACAUGCAAGGAGGAUGGAGCAGAUCUUCUGCGCAUUGACACAUCAGCGAAAAUGGCUUAUUUAAAACCUGUCCUGGCUCAUAUUUCCA
Ruditapes philippinarum (Manila clam) is the source of this 433-nucleotide messenger RNA. RefSeq lists its product as uncharacterized. The annotation marks the transcript as partial. The transcript has 3 exons. The record is from RefSeq and is a predicted model, not a curated record. NCBI's taxonomy places the organism in Eukaryota, Metazoa, Mollusca, Bivalvia, Venerida, Veneridae.